AUGGAACAAGAACAUGAUAUCAGACUAAGUUUGUCUCUAGAAGAUUUGGGUUUCAAUGCUGAAAAUGACAGCAAUAAGAGAAAAUCGAGCAAAAAGUACUAUAAUGAAGAUGGCACAAAAGUGUUCCUAUCAAAGAACGCUGGGUCAGAAAGAAAGAGGAAACAGAGACUCAAUACCAAACUCUUCAUGCUUUGGUCUUUAGUACCAAUGGUCACAAAUAUGACCAAAGAAAGCAUUUUCAACGAUGCCAUUACUUAUAUCAAGAAGCUUAAAGAUGAAGUUAAGAGUCUCACGCAAGAGCUUCAAGCAAUGGAACCAAAAGAAAAGUUUAAGGAAAGAGCUGAGCCAAAAAUAGGUGAUUUUCUUGCUGAAGAGGUUCAAGUGGAAAAAAUGGAUGGAAAUAAGCUAUGGGUUAAGAUGAUCUUUGAGAACAAGAGAGGAGGGUUCAAGAAAUUAAUGGAGACUAUGAAUGAUUUAGGGCUUGAAAUGAUAGAAGCCAAUGUAACAACCAUAAAAGGAGCAUAUCUUAUUACAACUUUCAUAAAGGGAAUGGGUGGUCAGCGACUUGAUGUUCAUCAAGUCAAACAUUUGUUGCAAGAUAUAAUCAAGAUCAUUUAG
Messenger RNA from Medicago truncatula (barrel medic), 618 nucleotides. RefSeq names its product transcription factor DYT1. The coding region runs from base 1 to 618 and encodes 205 amino acids. Gene Ontology annotation, biological process: regulation of DNA-templated transcription. Gene Ontology annotation, molecular function: sequence-specific DNA binding; DNA-binding transcription factor activity; protein dimerization activity. The transcript has 4 exons. Gene Ontology annotation, cellular component: nucleus. NCBI's taxonomy places the organism in Eukaryota, Viridiplantae, Streptophyta, Magnoliopsida, Fabales, Fabaceae. The record is from RefSeq and is a predicted model, not a curated record.